This is a messenger RNA of Gymnodraco acuticeps, 2291 nucleotides long. RefSeq names its product ceramide kinase family protein. Lineage: Eukaryota; Metazoa; Chordata; Actinopteri; Perciformes; Bathydraconidae. The record is from RefSeq and is a predicted model, not a curated record. Bases 228 to 1961 code for a protein of 577 amino acids. The transcript is spliced from 13 exons. Gene Ontology annotation, molecular function: kinase activity.
AUAACAGCAGUGUGCCUGGCAGGUGUCGACAACAUUGAGCAGGCACAAUGGACUAAUGUAUCUUGGAAGAAGGAACUUCAGAAUAAUCAGUAAAUUAAUGGCGAGAUCAGAUUGCCAACCUGCCUGUAUUUCUCAGUGAUGACAAAGUUAUGGGUGUUGAAUGUGAUCACAAGAGUGGUUUGAUAAACCGGAAAGUGCGACGCUGUGACUGAGAAGCGCUUCUCCAGAUGGAGACGGAUCUGCAGCUGGAGUCUACUGUGUGGGUCGGGAGUAAAAUAUACCGGGCAGUCCUGACAGGCUGGCAAUUCAACUGGACCGAGCUAGACAAGAAGAAUCGCGACAAGAAAACAAUUUCAGUGCCUGUGGCUGAGGUGGUUGGAGUGGAGGAGGGUCGGGUGGAGAUCCUGCCCCAGAAGUCAAUCGAGGACACAGACAAAGUCUUUACAGUUUUCUACGUGAAGCGCAGCAGCACUGGGAGCUCUUAUGGGUUACUAUGGACACUGGGCCGAACCCAGUUCAGCGUCCCCAGUCGGGUGCUCAGAGACCAGUGGACCAAACACCUUAGAGCUGCUCUCAAAACUCACAGUCCAGUGAGGCCUAACAGGCUGUUAGUGUUUAUCAACCCAUAUGGCGGGAAGAAGAAAGGAAGAAAGAUCUACCACUCUCUGGUUGCCCCUCUGUUUGAGCUUGCUGGCAUCAGCUGUCAUGUUAUUGUGACAGAGCGGGCAAACCAGGCCAGAGACCAUCUCCUGAAGAAAGACCUGACAGGCUUUGAUGGUGUGGUGUGUGUGGGUGGGGAUGGCAUGUUCAGCGAAAUACUCCACGGUUUGAUUGGGCGGACACAACAAGAGGCAGGCCUUUGUGAGAAUGAUCUCACUGUCACUUUACAGCCCUGUCAGCGGCAUAUUGGCAUCAUCCCUGCAGGCUCUACAGACUGUGUGUGUUAUGCCACAGUGGGAGUGAUUGACCCUGUUACUUCAGCUCUGCACAUCAUCAUUGGAGACUCUCAGCCUUUGGAUGUGUGUUCGGUCCACCAGGCGUCAGGUCUGGUGCGUUACUCUGUCUCUCUGUUGGGCUAUGGCUUCUAUGGGGACGUACUGGCUGAGAGUGAAAAACACCGCUGGAUGGGACCUCUGCGAUAUGACUAUUCAGGCACAAUGGUGUACCUGAGCAACAGAAGCUAUGCAGGCAUAGUUCAGUAUCUGCCAGCAGACCCGCUGCUCUCCAGCCCCAGAGACAGAACACGCUGCCUCUCAGGGUGCAGUGUGUGUUCCAGAAGCACAGAAAGACUUUUUCCCCACUCUUCAGACGCUGGCUCCUUAUACAGCUCCCACUACAGCCAGUUCAGUAGUGACUUAGAAGGUGAGUGGGUGACUGUGGAGGGCAGGUUCAGGUGUGUGUCUCUCACUUGCAUGUCCAGCUCGUGUCCCAAGAGUCCUCUGGGCCUCUCUCCCUCGGCUCACCUGGCGGACGGCACCGGGGACCUCAUCCUGGUGUGGGACACUCACCCUCUGGGAUUCCUCAAGUUUCUCUACAGGCACACAAGCACAGAGGAUCAGUUUGACCUGCCGUUUGUGGAGGUCCACCGUGUGAAAGCCGUCCGUUUCUCUCUCCCCCCCGGCAAAGAGGAGGAAGAGAUUGGAGAGUCGAGUGGUGGGAUGGAUGAAGAGGAGAGAGGCUAUAUUGAGACUGUUAGUAGGUCUGGAUCUCAGCAGCAUCUGACAGACAGAGGCCCGGGUAGAGAAAUGACCAACCUGCAGAAAACAGGAAACCCCUUCCUGUGCUGCAGCAAAGCUCCUGCUGUGUCCGUGUGGAACUGUGACGGAGAGAUACUGCCUUCCACCGAGAUCCUCAGCAGGGUUCAUGGCCAGCUGGUGCGUCUGUAUGCGAGAGGCAUCGAGGACGGAGCCGCCGUGCACUGCAGCGAAGAUAUUGAAAGGGGAUGCACACUUCAAAUAUAACCUCACUUGCAUUUGGGAAGAUGACAAUGGGAAUGUUUUUAAAGCUAAGCUAUUUUGUGAACUGAGACAGCCUUCAGUCUGUCAUGGUCAAAGAGUUCCUAAUAUUUCAGCUUACCUCACAUGUUUUCUCUUCGCAAAAAUAAAAAAGAACUAUUUAUUCUUUUAUGAGUGUUUGUUAGUUGAAUACUAAAAAUGAAAGCACUAUUUAAAGACAUGAUACAAAUAUCUGAGUUCACGUUCCCAUGGCAUGUACAGUGUUGUUGUACUAGCCGGCAAAUAUUAUUUAUUUUACGAGCUUCCAUAGAAUAAAAACACAAUUAUAAAGAAUGA